UUUGGCUCGCACUAUAGCAACCCCCGCCCUUUUCUUCCGCCUGUGGCUGCUCAAGCAUUCAGGACAUUUUGCGGUGGCGAUGAAUCUUGCAAGACAUGCAAUGUUCCAGUUGCAGAGGCGGUGUUUAUGGAGUCGAAUGCCUAGGGCAUUUUCGACGAUUCCAGGAAUGGAGCUCCCAGUGCUGUCUGAGAAAUUGGAGGAGCUAGCCCGCCCAACAAAGCGAAGAAUUGAAGAAGCAAAGGUGCUACACCCCGCUUUCUACACAGAUCAGUCCUACGCGCAGAUCGAAAGAGAACGGCUUUUUGGGAUGAAUUGGUUUGCUGCUGCACAUGUGCACGAAGUCUCGAAUCCUGGCGAUGUCAAAGUCAUCGAGGUAGGAAAGACAUCCAUCAUUUUGACAUGCGACAAAGACCGCAAGCUUCAUGCGUUCUACAACUCGUGCCGGCACAGAGGGGCUCGCGUUUGCUCCACUAGCACGACCGGAUGCAAACAGCUCGUUUGCCCGUACCAUUGGUGGGCGUACCGCCUCGAUGGCAGCUUAAAGGCGACCCCGCCUGCAGCUCUGCCAAAGGAGCGCAAAGAAGACCUGGGCUUGCUUCCCAUUCCUGGGCUGGAGACGUUUGCAGGUCUGGUCUUCUUGAACCAGUUGCCCAAUCCUCCACCUUUGCGGGACUUUCUGGGGGACCUGCCGGAGAAGCUGCAGCGGUACGAUUUGGAUGACAUGGAGUUAUUCUCCCAGAAGAAGUACGAUAUUGGAGGAGAUUGGAAACUCAUUGCAGAGAACUUUGUCGAUUUCUACCACAUCGAUGCAGUGCAUCCAGAACUCUCAAGGGGAAGUUCCUUCUGCUUGAGGGGGUGGAGCUUCCUUGAAGAAGUGCUUACACUAUUCAUAUGGUUUUCUCGUGUAGAUGAUCACCUUCCAUACCAAGGUGAUGGCCAAUAUGUGGGCUUUGUGACAUCGCCUUUGACUGAUUGUGGAGGACCAGGUGACAGCGUGAAGUUCAACAGGUUUCCAAGACUGCGGGAAGUUGAGUCUCAGGCGGCUUUGUUCUUCCAUAUCUUCCCCAAUGUCUCUGUGACAAUCUAUCCACACUCAGUGUACACCUUGCUGACCCUACCGUCCAAGACACCUGGACGGACAGAGGAGAAGCUGACCCUGCUCAUGGCGCCACAAGCGCGCAAGGCUGAUGUGAGUGAAGAUGAGCAUACAGAGAGAUGUCAAGCCUUGAUGGACUUCGUCACGAACAUCAAUGAUGAGGACGUAGUGGCAAUUGAAAAUUUGCAGAUUGGAUUAGCAAACUUGGAGGGGCAAGGCAUGCAUGGCCAGUUCUUGCCAAAGUACGACUGGCCAGUGCAUCGUUUCCAAAACAUGGUCUUGAGUGGCUUAGAUGGCGAUGCUCUGCGCGAGGAAUUUAUGCCAAAACUGGGCAAUGCGUUUGAGCAACAGGUCCUGAGCGGUUGAGUGGUGACUGUGCUUGGCCGGGUGAUAGAGGAGUAGAGGAUGCUGUUUCUGAACAGAUCAAGUAGUUUCUGAGUCAUACAGUCUAGAGGCUUCCAGCCUCUGGAUCAAUUGGCAAGCAUGACGACUUGUAGAUAGUGUGAAUAAUGUAAAUAGGAUUGUCAAUUAGCUUGCGCCGCAUUUGAUGGUAGGCUGGUUGGGGUCGUCAUUGUGGCGACUUCCUAACCUCCAGCCCUUGCAACUCUUUUGUGCACAUGCGGCGCAUGCUUCUCAAAGCCGUGAGGUUCCUUUGGCCUUACGCAUCUCAUCAUGACGGCUGGUUUCUGCACAUCUUUUCCCUGGCACACUGAUGCUUUUUUGAAGAAGCCUCUCAGUGUCUCAUGUUUUAGGCUCAUUGCCCUUGCCUACACAGCCAUGCCCUCGAUGAAGAUUUCCCAAGUUCCCACUGCGAAUACAAAAGGUAGCGUUAUGAAGCAUCAACACCUGUCGUAUGACUGCACACCUUCAUUGAUUUAAUCGCGUUCCAGUCUUUUGUUGUGGCCUUCGACAGAGCUAGCAGAGCCCUUUUGAAAAAAUCAGCUUUCGGUAGCUGGAUCAAUUGGGCCUGCAGGAGCGAGUAGCAAGCAGUGGAAGAACACUAAAAGAGUCUUCCACUUAGGCUCAGCGCAGAGUGCACUGAACAUGCACAAUUCGUCAUUUCUUCGCUCACGCCAGGGAACGUUGUCUCUUCUCAACUGUGAGAGGAGUCACGCGUUUCUCUUCUGGACUAGGAGGGAGAGGAGUAGCGGAAAGUCUGUGGUCAGAUGCUGCAAUCAGUACUGCACUGUCCUUUUUUCCUCGCUUGAUAUUUAGUUACCCCUUUUGUUUAUGUGUUUCUUUAUUUAGCCUGAUGAACUAUGCUGAAAUCAAUUGCGAAAUGUUCAAUUAUUUACAAUUUGUAUCACUGCAUUCUACCUCAUGGUUUGGGUAGCGCAGUGUUGGGGCUUCAGACUCAGACUUCCAGCUGC
Messenger RNA from Durusdinium trenchii, 2466 nucleotides. The record is from the annotation of a GenBank genome assembly. NCBI's taxonomy places the organism in Eukaryota, Dinophyceae, Suessiales, Symbiodiniaceae.